CAAGAACACAUUACAUGCAUACAUUGAAUUAAGUUAAACAUACAAUUAAAUUUGAAAAAAUUUAAAGAACAUAAUCACAUUCAAUUUUCUACUAAUUUUUCAUUUUUUCAAAAAGAUAGAAAAAAACGCUAAUCUUGAAAAAAGUUAUAAUUAUUAUACCACGAUCUUUAAAUUGACUUUUUAUUCAUCAAUGAUUUUUAUAAUAUUAAACAUAUUCGUCAUUUCCUAAUAUGCCAAGUUAAGAAAUUAUAUGUUUAUUUAUAUAGCAUCCUGAUAUAUUUAAUAAUAAGAUGGCCAAUACAUACAAAACAACAAGCAAUCAAAAAUUGCAAGAACAGUCUAUGAAAACUGCGAUAAAAUCUCAACUUGUUAUUAAAAUCAAAAAGGAGGAAGAAGAAGAAGAAAUAUGGAUAUCAGAAAAAGAAUUGUACUCGGAAGAUAGCAGCGAUGAAGAAAAAUUUAAAACGCAAUCACAAUCGCGUAGUAAAUUCGACGAUAAUCAAUCAUUAUCUUUGCUUAAAUCUAAUAUUGAACAACAAAAUCAUUCAUUUAUUUCAACUGAAAGUAAAGCAAAAUCAGAAAAUUCUAUAUAUACUCCUGAAAAUAAUAUUAAUGAAAAUCAGUUUGCAUUGAAAACUGUUGAAAAAUGUGAUAAAAUAUCAUUUAUAAAUUUGACUCAAUCAUCGUCAAUAGAAUCUCUACAAACCAAUCACUCUACAUCAGAAUCAUCUCUGAAUUCAAUUACAAAGGAUUUUUAUGAUUUUUCAAUUGUGGAAGAUCAAAUAGAAAAAAUGAAAAUUUCAUGGAAAACAAAAAAAGAAUUUCAAUAUGAGGAGUUAUAUAAUGAAGAGUUGCUUGAAAAUGAAUGGAAACAGGACAUUAAUAUUUUAAAUGAUACAGAAGAUGAGAAUAUACAAAAAGAAAUUUUAGAAGUGGAAAAUCUUGAUAAUCUUAUACAUAUAAUGAAUGAUAAAAUAAAAGAAGCAAUUGAAGAAACUUUAACUUAUCAAUGUGAGAAUCGAAAACGGUUAGAAAAAAUUUUAGCAUCAAAUCCAUGUGAAACUGGCAAACUAGCAGAAAAUACACGACAAUUUUUUUAUUUAUGUCCAAAAUACACUACACUAAAUACAGGUAUGAUAAUAAAAAUAAUGUACAAAAGAAUUCAAUAAUAAUAAUUUUUAAUAUAUUUUCAAAUAAACAAAAACAUUAUUGCCGAACAUUUUAGAUAGUAUAUAUCAUAUAUGUAUAUCUAUUAUAUUUAUUUAUAUAAUUAAAAAUCUAACAAAAAUUGAAUUCUAAAAAAUUACAAAAAUAGAUUUUCAUAACACUAACAAUUCAUUCGAGACAAGUAAUUCUGAACAGCAAUUAUGUGAAAAUGAAGAUAAAAUAAGUCUUUUAAAUCUCGAUAACGAAGUAAGUUACAUUAAUAAAUUGAAUUUUAUAAAAUUAAAUUACUAAAUAUUAUUAAUUUUUUAAAAUUUUAUUUCUUAUCUAAAGGAUGAAUGGAAAUUCAUUAAUUCAACUUGUUAUA
Molecule: messenger RNA, 1531 nt
Organism: Apis laboriosa (Himalayan honeybee)
Lineage: Eukaryota; Metazoa; Arthropoda; Insecta; Hymenoptera; Apidae
Exons: 4
Coding region: 291-1169 (292 amino acids)
Source: RefSeq, a predicted model, not a curated record